CAUUCUUGCGUGAACGCCUACGUGACCGCGCCCGCCGGUUGUUGGAAGACCCGCCAGGGGGCAACAGAGUCGCGUGACGUCACGCGGUGCUCAGCAGUGCGUCGGCACAGCCGCCAACGAGCGGCGCCAGUUGGCGCAGCUGCCGCCAGGAGGCAGGUCGUGUGCGUGACGUCACGCGGUGCUCAGCGCGGGUAGGACUGCACGCCGCCGUAGCCGCUCAGUCAGUUCCCGCGGCGACUGCGGCGCGUAGCGUGGGGAGUCCGCGCGCGUGACGUCACAGGGUAUCGCGUUCGGCGAGCGUUUCGCGAUAAGGGACUCGCACGCGCGCACACACACAUAGGCGGGCCAGUUAGGGCGCCGGCCGCCAGGGGGCAGCAGAGGAGAGCGCUGUUCGCGAGCCGGGCAGUAGUGCAUGGCGGCGGCUGCCGGCGCGAGGGCGGCCGCUGCGUGUCGCAGUAGCUCAGCGAGCAGCAGCAGCGCGCGCGCAGCCAUGCCGCAGUGCGCAGUGGCCACGUGCCGCAACUCGCACCGGAAGACGCGCGGCCGGCGCGUGCGCUACCACCGGUUCCCCGCGGAGGCGGAGGCGCGCGGCCGCUGGGUGGCUGCGUGCGGCCGCGGCCGCGACGGCACCUUCAACGCCAGCACGGCGCGCGUCUGCUCGCUGCACUUCUCCGCGCGCAGCUACGAGCGCGACGUGCAGCACGAGCUGCUGGGCCUGCCGCCGCGCUCCCGCCUGCGCCGCGGCGCCGUCCCCGACCGCGCCGUGCCGCACGCGCCGGACGACGCCGCCUCCGCCGCCGCCGAGGAAGACCUCGCCGCUGACGUCAGCUCCUCCGGCGGAGGCGGCGACGGUAUCGACGUGCUGCUGGCUCUGGGGCUGACGCCGACGCCGCGCGCCGAGCGCGAGAGACGCCGCCGCCUGGAGGCGGCCGCACAGUCCGCCGCCGAUGACGCAGCUGCCGAGCCCGAGGCCGGGGGCGACGCCGCCACAGACCAACACCUCAACAAGAUGCACGUCAUGGAUGAGGAGUGCAAGCUGGAGACAGCUGCAGGAGCAGUCAUCUCGGAGAAUGCAGCAGCCUCAGCUGCAUCUGAUGAAGCUAUUGACCUCGUAAUUGGAGCAGACAAAAAGGCUUCGAUUGUCAAUAGCGCUGUUGCCUCUCCUACUGCAAGGAUAACUAUUGACACCAAGACUGCUAAAAACAGCAACAGUGUGCCCACCAUUGCCAGAAACACCACAGCUCUUACCAACUCUAUCACGAACGCCACUACCACCAGCACCAGCACUGCCACCGCUGCUGCCGCGACCACUGCCAGCAGUGGCAUCGCUGCCUCCAUCUCGGCCGCCAUCAAUAACUGCAGCAGCAACAGCAGUUCAGAAAACACUGCAAAACCUGUGGAAUUAAAGCAAGAGCUUAAGGAGGAACUAGAUGAUGAAAAUGCAGGCAUGGAGAAAAUUGUUGAGACAGUAUCCGUCAAGCAGCCUGAAAGUCCAGCAGCAUCUCGCAAGAGACCUAGUAGUGAUAGUGACAGCAGCGACCGUAAGAAACCUCGGAUACCAGAGGUUGAGGUGGAGGAGCUUGAAGAGGAGGAAGAGUGGGAACGAGAACGGUCAUUAAGAGAGGCUGUGAGUGCAGUUGCUGGGGGCAGUGGUGGUGGAGGCCAUGGUGGCAGCAAUGAGGACAUAGAACUGCGACAGCUUGCAGAGCGGUUGAGACGUGAGAUUGGUGCUCUGGCGGCAUUGGCACGUGCCAAGGAACAUGAGUGGAACAGCAUUUUACGUUUGAAGAAACUUAAAGAGGAAUCACUUGUGAGGCUACAGCGCCGUAGGCAGGUGCUGAUGAUUGAAGCUGGAGUUAGUCCUGAGAACUGCGGUCCGGCGGCAGUGGAUACUGACAUGUCCAAUCUGCCAGUGGACGAAAACAUGAUGCGCGGCACGUCUUCACCACCCAGUCGCUGCAGCUCUUCGGGUAGCCCACCAAGAACUGCUGGCAGGGGUAAUAGUGGACGAGGUUCAAGACGAGCACAGAAUCAACAGUCAGCAGCUACUGGCUCUGUUUCCAAAGGAAAUCCAUUAAUGAUGGUACCAGUUGUUUCAUCAAGCCCAGUAAAUGGGCAAAGUCCCCGCGAACGUAGAAAUGCAACAAGCAGUAGUCGGCCACUGCUUCCAAAGCCAACAGGUUGCAAUUCAUCACCUCCACAUGGCCAACAACAACAACAGCAGCAGCAGAACACUGUUAUCGGAGAAGGCCGUAAGGGACCAAUUCUGGAUGUACGUUCAAUUAUUGCAGACUAUCGCUCAAAGAAUCCAGGUGAUGUACCACGCCGAGGCAGACGCCUCCGUGGUGCAACAUCACCAACACGUAUGCAGGAAGCUGCUGGAAUGCAGCUGCAGUCAACUCGUGUGAGUGGUUCAGGUGGUGUUCUUAGCAUGGCCUCUAUUGCUUUGGGUUCCGGUUCUCAAAUGCGGCCAGGGCCUGCCGAAGUUGGAGAUAUUGCCUUCCCUCCUCAGGAGGUAUCGAGGCCCUCAAGUGCCGACUCCGGUCGCAGUGACCAGCCGGGCAUCAGCUUCAAGGACGUGCUGAUGCAGUUUGCCCGGCUGAGCCAAGAGCAUUCUGAAAGUGUGGGGGCAGCAGCACGUGGGGGAGCGGGUAGUAGUGCAGGUGCUCCCUUCCCUGAAGUGACACUGCAUCCAGUGGCUCCCAGUGCACCGCCACCAUCAGCUUCCCCACCUCCUGCUGCCCCCGCACCCGCUCAGGCACCUCCGUCUCCCGGCCGAGGACAGUCGCGCCAGGCAGCGUCCCUGCUGCACGGCAUCCUCAGCGGACAGGCACGCGCCUCGUCCUCUACGGGAACACCCACCGCCUUCUCGCCCACACUGGCGCGUCUUCUGACAGCUCCUGAGAGACAUCCAGGGCCUCGUCUGCCUUCCACUGCCCCUGUCACUGCUGGAGCAAGUUCUGUCUCCAUUGCAGACUUGCUUUCCACCAACAAGACACGCAACGAGAUUACUAUAACCCCUGUCUCUGCCAACUCGGCAUCCAAAGCUAAAGAAGAAGUUGUUGUCUAUGAGGAGUUAGAUGACAGCACAGACAGGGACCGCCUUGUCAUAGAUGAAGGCGAAGGAGAAGCAGAAAGUGUAGAUGAUGUACCAGAAUGCCAAGGCUGCCACCAGAUGGCAGCUCAGUUUGUGUGUGCUGGCUGUGGUAAUCAGUGGUAUUGCAGUCGUGACUGCCAGGUUGCAGCAUGGGAUGAACAUUCUGAAGUCUGCUCUGGCUAAAAGAGAAUAACUGAUAAUUUUCUGUCGUCAUUCCAGGACUUGUGUAAUACAGCUUCUUGUGGAACAGGAACAGUUUUCAACUUUGAAUAAAUGAAUUUGGUGAAUGAAGUAAAGUGUAUUUAUUGAAGACCAUAUUUUGAAGGGUCUGUUUGUGAAGAUUGUGCUCUGAACAUUGACGUAUAUGUGGAACUGCUAAUUCAGGCAUGUUGUACUGGAAGUGUUUAUUGUAUCUACCAGUUGGUUGCAGGAUGAUGAUAUUGGUGGUGUUUUUGUCCAAGUUUGUUGUAUGGAACUGUGAGAAGAGUACUGCUGAGAUAGUGUGCAUGCAAGUCUUUUCUAAACUUAAGUGCCAACUGAUACUAUGUUAUCCUUGUACCUUUCUGAUCCAAAGUUCAAAUGUGUGCUGUUUCUCUUGUUUUAUUCUAAGUAAUUUAUUUAUAAAAAUUCAGUAGGAAUUACUCCUUCAUUCUCAUGUUAUCCAUAUUUUUUAAACAGUAUGCUGUCAGUUUACCCCAGUUUUAAGAUACCAAAUAUCAUUUUAUUGUAUUGUUUAGUGGCUCCAUUCAGUAUCUUAACAAAACUUGCAUUGAGCACUUUAUUUUGGAAGUUAAUUGUGAAAGGGUGUUACAUGAUUAUUGUACUACUUGUUUUGCAAACAAGAGCCGCAGAUGACAAUUGCUAUGAACACGUGCUCAGUAGUCAUAUUUAUUUGUAGCUUUCAUUCUCCUUGAGGGGUUUGUGGGCUUUCAUGGAUUAAUAUUUGUCUGUUAAUAAAUUUUGUGUCUAGUAUUUUGCUCAUGCUAAAUACUUGUGGAAAGUAAUGUUAUGUUACAGUAAACAGCAAAUUGUUAGUAAUAGCUUAUAAGGAAAAUGUUACAAAUAAGCAAAUGUGCUGCUGUUCAGCCAAGCAGAUGAGACGGUUGUAUCUGGCAGCAGAGUUAUGUGUGUUGUCUGUAAUGUAUUAUUUACUAGGGGAACAAGUGUGAAUACCAUUGUGUGUUAAUUUUAUGUUGUCACUGACACUGCUUCUGAAGAAUGGGUGUUCUGAAGAAUGGGUGAUUUUCUUGUAGGGAGGUUUUUGAAAUCACAAGUCCAGAAUCAAAUUUCCUUUCCUUGGGAAAAAGAAUUGUGAGAUAUUCUUGAUGUUUUCAUUGUUUUUCUUAUUUACUUAAUCACAAUUGGUAUAUCUGUAUUAUUAAUGGAACAAGUGCUAAAAUGCAUGAAUUUGUCUGACUAGUACUCAUCUUCAAGGUAAAGAUAAGUGAUUUUUUUCACUCCCAUUAAAAGUUUCACUAUUUGUCUUUUGAUGCUUUUGUUGUGUAAAGCCCCUAAAUGAUUUUUUGGCAUAACUGGGGAUGCUGCCCAGAUUAUUGUCAGUAGGCUUAAACUUUCUUAACACUACUACACAGAGCAAAAAGCAAUAAACUAAUAAAAGUUUAUUUUUGCAGCAAAGACCAGUGUGAUGCACAAUGUGACCUUCAUUUCAUUUUCUUGUGUGACACUGCCUCAAUUAAUUCAGUAGUGCAGCUUGCCGUAUUUAAAGUUUUAAUUUAAAUUCCAAGAAAUAACACUAAUUUAGCUUCAUAUGUUCAUCAUCUUUCCAUCUUACUUUCAGAUUAAUCCUAACCAUUCCAAAAACCGUCUAGUCAGAGUGUGAAAACUUUUUUUUUUCUCUGCAUGCGAUCAAGUGUGAUAGUCAACUAUCCAUUUGUCAACAAAACAGAGUAGGGACAGAGGCUUGCUAAUAUACAUAACCCUGUCACCAUUAGUUAUUUACUUCUAAUAUCAUGUAACACUUUAAGUAUUCAAUUCCAAAGAGCUGAAUGGUUGUGGAGUACAUAAAAAUCAUGCAGUGACAUUUAUAAUACAGAAUUGACCCAAAAUAUUUUUGAGUUGACUACCUAAAGAGUACCUUGUACAAUUUUUUUAAAAAAAUAUGUGCUAUUUGCACACUACCAUAAUACAUUUUCAGAGGAAAGCGUCUGCUUUUAUGAGACGUGGAUGUAAGAUGUAAAUGUUUGUAAUUUUAGUUAGUGUGCCGUGGCUUAUUGAAACACAGGCAUGAAGUGCCCACUGCAAGUUUUGCUUGAAGUAUUUGCUGACAGUGUGAUCUGUGUAGAAGCAGAGUUAUUUUGUUACCAUUACACAUUGUAAUAGAGUAAGUAAGUUAUAGCAAGAAACAACAAAUGAUCAGAAGAAGCAUAGUCAUUUUGUGUAAAGUAAGAAACUGUGCUGUGAUAUUAGAAUUGUUACUGAAUGGUUGAUUUUUUGCUGGACUAGAUUGAAUGAUACAACUGCCAUGGAAAUGUUUCUCUUUCUUGUAUUGGUAUGGAAGCAUUAAAUGACUUAAUCUCUUGAAUGUGUACUGCAACUUUCUGUGUUAUUAAAUUAGUUUUUUUAAACUUUA
This is a messenger RNA of Schistocerca serialis cubense, 5687 nucleotides long. RefSeq lists its product as uncharacterized. NCBI's taxonomy places the organism in Eukaryota, Metazoa, Arthropoda, Insecta, Orthoptera, Acrididae. The transcript has 11 exons. The coding region runs from base 413 to 3280 and encodes 955 amino acids. The record is from RefSeq and is a predicted model, not a curated record.